AUGACGCGCUCGGAAACGGGUACCCCUGCCACGGGUAGGCUCGGCCAGUCCAAAAAGUUGGACCACGGUGCGGCCGACGCCACCGUACCACCCGCGGCUUCCGACCCGCAAAUCCCCGGGACGUCUCGCGAGUGCCUCACAACCGGCACCAGCGCCGAACAAGUUAAUGUUCCCCUCAGUUUCAGGUCUCGCGCUUCGGGCUCUACGCGAUCAUCGGCCACGAUCAGGGCACGACGAUUGACCGCGGAGGCCCACUUGGCCCGCAAAAGCAUAGAAAGAGAACAAGAGCUCUUUCAACGCGAGCGCGAAAGCCUCGACAACCAACGGAAACUCCUUGAGCAGGUUAAACAGGUAGAACAGCUUGAACUUGAAGCGAAAAUAGCCGCCUUAGAAGCCGAGGAGCGAUCCAAUCACACGUGCCGCCGACAAGAUCAAAUCGAACCAAUAACCGGCUCUGCCACGCUUUUACAAGCUAUUGCCGAUACGGCUGCCGCAGCUAAAGCGCUCGCCGCACGAGACGUGCCAAGAAAAGCUAAAAUUGAGCUUCCAUCUUUCUAUGGCAACUCGUCACAAUGGCUUCAAUUUAAAUACUUGUUUGAUAGUACUAAAACUUCUUAUUCCCCCGCAGAAAAUACGGCGCGUCUACAUAACGCACUCCGCGGGCCCGCCCGGGAGGCCGUCGCCUCUUUACUCAAUACCGCGGCAGCUUCCGAAGACAUAAUGGCAGCACUCGAACGUACAUUUGCUUGUCCCGAAAUGAUUGUCUUCGGCGAAGUUCAGAUUUUGAAAACGCUGCCUCGGCUCGGGCCUGACCUAAAGGAGAUAGGUAUUUUCGCUAAUAAGGUACGCAAUUCUUUGUCUACUAUGAAAUUACUCGGCCUACGAGAAUAUUUACAAUCGCCGGAGCUGUUUCAUAAUAUUCUAGGUAAAUUUAACCCUUUAAUGAAAAUGAGAUGGUCUGAUUAUGCGUCAGAUUUGUCAGAAACGUCAAACCAUCUCAAGUCAAAGUUAGAACUUUUAUCUGAUUUUCUAACGCGCGAACACGAACGCUAUAUUAAAUUCGCUUUAUCACCAGAAGUAGGGCUUUCUACGUCUAUACCGCAACAAUCACGAGUACAUUUUCCAAUGAAUAAACCAUUUAAACGUGAAAAUAUACAUGCCGUUACUCAUGACAAAAAUAAAACAACUGGUAAGAUAGAGUGUGUUUAUUGUAAAAAAUCCCACAAUAUUAAAAACUGUACUGAAUUUACGUCGUUAUCUGUUGACGAUAGGUGGCGUUGGUUGCGUGAACACAAAGUUUGUUAUAGAUGUCUAAAAGACAACUCACACCUAUGGAAAUUAUGCAAAAGCAACCCUUGCGGGGUCGAUGGUUGUACUUUUCGACACAACCCUCUUUUGCACGGUAGGCAGAAUACGUUUACAUCACCGCCUACACCCGAUACACGGAUUAAUAACAUCAUUUGCGUUCCUGCGGCUGAAACAGGUAAUAAGGUGUCAGACAACAAUGUGACUGUGUCUAAUAUAGGUAUAUCGUGUAGCGAACAUAAAACGUCUAAUGAAAUAUGUUCAAAUAUUACAAUGUUGAAGGUUUUACCAGUGACACUGUCAGGGCCAAAUGGCAGCUAUGAAACCUUCGCGUUUCUCGAUGAUGGCAGUACUGCGACUAUGAUCGAUUGUAAAGUGGCUGCUCGCAUAGGUUUAAUAGGACCUGAAGAGUUCAUAACUGUCAAUGGUAUCAUGGGUUUACAAAAAACUACAAAGGUAAGAUACGUUGACUUUUACAUAAGAGGUAAAUAUGAAUCUGAUAUCCAUUUGGUAAAUCGUGCUAAGGCUGUACAAUCGUUAGGCUUGAACGAACAAACUCUAUCUACAGAGACUAUUGAAUCUUAUGCUCACUUAAAAGACCUAGCCGAAUACUUGACAUAUGCUGACGCUACACCAACCGUACUUAUUGGUGCUGAGCAUUGGCAUCUGUCAAUAUGUCGCGAAGUUUGUGAAGGCAGACGUAACGAGCCCGCCGCUUGUCGCACUUUGCUUGGGUGGACUUUGUAUGGACCAACGAGUAGCAAAACCAAGCCAGUCGAGUUCGUCAACCGUUGUCAGUUAGACCGCACUGAACCUUCUGAAAAUGAACGCCUGGAGUCACUGAUAAAGGAGCAAUACAAACUCGACUCGCUCGGUAUCUCUAAGCGCGAGACUCUAUUUAGCAAGCUAGACUCCCGUGCCGUCGAGAUUCUUGACGCUACCACCACACGCUUACCGACCGGUAGAUAUGAAGUAGGUCUUCCGUGGUGUGACAACAUACGGUGUGUUCCCGAUAGCUACCCACAAGCUUUAACAAGAUUUCUAAGCCUCGAAAGGCGAAUGAUUCGUGAGCCCGCCUUCGCUGACGCGUAUAAAAAGUUUAUUGAUAACAUGAUUGCUAAAAAUUAUGCUGAGGAGUGCAAUUCCGGCACUUAUUACAAUCAUCUUAUCACUAAAAGCGUCAACACCAGCAUUGAUCUCAAACGCGAUACCAAUUUAGGCGAUUAUCCAAAUAAAAUUCACAUCUUAUCUGAUAAUUUACAACCUAGUACAGUCAGUCCGAAUAAAGCAGAAACAAAUUUUGACAUUAAGCUGUCAAGUCCCUCGUUCCUUCUCGAUCCACCGGAGAAUUGGCCUGUUGAACCAGCUGGUCAGCCUAUAGUCCAGGAAGAGCGGAAGCAGACUUCUGGACUUGUGGUUGGUCAUCUGGAAAUCACCGCGGAUUUCAGUCGUUUUAGUGACUGGCUACGAUUACUUCGUGCUACUGCUCGCGUUUUGCAAGCUGCGUCUAAAUUUCGCUCGGCUUUAGAUCGCGUAGGUCGCGUUGCUCCUAGCACCGAUGUUAGGCUUCGUCAACGUACGAAUACACCUACGUCCACCACUCUAAUCCCCCUGACAGCGGAACUUAUGGAAGCCGCAGAAAGGCACGUACUGAAGAAAGUACAGUCUGAAUCAUUUAGUGACGAAAUCCCAAUAAUAGAACGUGGAGAAUUGGUACCAAAGAGUAGUCGCCUGGCGAAGCUUUCUCCCAGAAUGGGGCCAGACAACUUGUUGCACCUAGCUGGCAGAAUCGUUGCUGUACGAGACGUCGGUUCCGAGAUCAAGUUUCCAAUCAUUCUAGAUGGACGACACCCAGUAGUGCGCUUAUUGGUCAAUUUCUACCAUCGCAAGGCUGGACAUGCAAACAAUGAAAUGGUGGUCAAUGAGGUUCGACAAAAAUAUUGGCUUCUUCAUCUGCGCAGUACUGUUCGAAGCGUCACCAGCAAAUGUUUGUUCUGUCGCAUCAAAAGAGCAAAGCCAAUGAAUCCGAUGACCGGUAACCUUCCCCCUCAGCGGCUUGCCCAUCACCGUCGCCCAUUCACGUACACUGGCUUGGAUUAUUUCGGCCCGAUAAAUUCCAAGAUCGGUCGAAGACAAGAGAAACGUUAUGUGGCCCUGUACACCUGCAUGACAUCCAGAGCCGUUCACCUGGAGCUUGUACAUUCCCUUUCUGCUGACUCCGCAAUAAUGAGCCUGCGACGGUUUAUUGCUAGGAGAGGCGCUCCCAAUACUGUAUAUUCUGACAACGGUACAUGUUUUGUUGGUGCAGACCGAAUUUUACGAGAAUUUCAUCAGUACGAGGUCUACGAUUUUGCUGCCAAUAGAGGAAUAAAAUGGAGCUUCAUUCCUGCCGCUUCUCCUUUUUUCGGCGGAUGCUGGGAGAGACUGAUUCGCACCGUCAAAGUCGCGCUGAAUGCCACAUUACGUGAAAGAGAACCUAAUCCCGAAGUCCUAGUAACUCUCCUUCUAGAAGCGGAGGCAAUAGUAAACUCUCGACCUCUGACCCAUGUCCCUGUUGGCCCUGAAGACCAGGAAACCCUAACGCCCUUCCACUUUUUAAUUGGCUCAUCCUCUAACCAGGUUCUGCCCGCAACCCUUGACGACAGAGACCUCAUAAGACGUGCUGACUGGAGGAAGGCGUUGAGACUGGCCGACCAUUUUUGGAACCGAUGGGUAAAAGAAAUUCUGCCAACCAUGCAACCUCGCCAGAUAGCGGAGAACAGAGAGCACGACUUGACUAUUGGCGACUUAGUCAUCGUUGUAGACCAGAACCUACCCCGAGGAACCUGGCCACGCGGCCGCGUCGUUGCUACAUUCCCUGGCAGAGACGGAGUGGUCAGGGUGGUGGACGUAGCCACAUCAGGUGGAAUUCUUCGUCGACCUUCUAAAAAAUUGGUCAGAUUAGAGGCAUAA
This is a messenger RNA of Cydia splendana, 4257 nucleotides long. RefSeq lists its product as uncharacterized. Gene Ontology annotation, biological process: DNA integration. The transcript is spliced from 4 exons. NCBI's taxonomy places the organism in Eukaryota, Metazoa, Arthropoda, Insecta, Lepidoptera, Tortricidae. The record is from RefSeq and is a predicted model, not a curated record. Gene Ontology annotation, molecular function: nucleic acid binding. Bases 1 to 4257 code for a protein of 1418 amino acids.